AUGGCGCUGUUUUCAGCAGCAGCAAAAGGAGACUUCCUGAAGAUACAAUCAUUAAUUGACUCGGAGGACAGAUCAGAGGGUUCGGGAGGAGUUGAUGUAAACUGCUCGGAUGUAUCUGGCAAGACGGCCCUCCACAUUGCUUCGGAAAACGGACAUUUGCAAACGGUUAAAUGCCUUACCAAUCAUGGAGCAAAGGUGAAUGCGGUCGAUGCUAAACUACAGACAUCGGUUCAUUUAUGCUCAAAAAAGGGCCAUAUUCGUGCGGUAGAGCUGUUAGUGAACGAAGGAGCAGAUAUUGAUGUUGGUGACACAGAUGGGUUUACAGCUCUUCACAUAGCAUCAUUGGAGGGUCAUCUUGAUAUUGUCAAAUACCUUGUUAGUAAAGGGGCAGACCUGGAGAGACUUGCUAUUGAUUACUGGACACCUCUACUCAUUGCUUUAGACGGUGGCCAUCUUGACAUUGCAGAGUACCUGUUGACAGAAGGAGCAAGCAUUAACACAUGUGUUAAAGGUGGAUAUACAGCUCUACAUAUUGCUUCAAAAACUGGUAAUAUUGAUGGGGUGAAAUAUCUAACCAGUCAAGGAGCAGAGCUGGAUAGGAGUACUGGCGAUGGCCAUCUUGAAGUCGUCGAGUAUGUCGUGAACAGUGGAGCAUGCUUUGAUAUUGGUGAUAAAGAUGGGUUUACAAAUCUUCACAGAGCAUCAUUCCAGGGUCAUCUUGACAUUGUCGAAUACCUUGUAAGGAAAGGGGCGCAGCUUGACAAAUGUAACAAAACCUACAGGACACCCUUGUAUUGUGCUUCUCAAAGAGGCCAUCUUGAAGUCGUCGAGUAUAUCGUGAACAAAGGAGCAGACAUUGAAAUUGGUGAUGAAGAUGGGUUUACACCUCUUCACAGAGCAUCAUGGGAGGGUCAUCUCGAUAUUGUCAAAUACCUCGUUAGUAAAGGGGCAGCGCUGGAGAGAAUAGCUAAUGAUUACUGGACACCUCUACUCCUGGCUUUAGACGGUGGUCAUCUUGACAUUGCAGAGUACCUUUUGACGGAAGGAGCCAAUAUUAACACGUGUGGUAAAGCUGGAUGUACAGCACUACAUAAUGCAUCACAAACUGGUAAUAUUGAUGGGCUGAAAUUUCUAACCAGUCAAGGAGCAGAGCUGGAUAGGAGCACUGACGAUGGUUGGACCGCACUUAGUUUGGCUUCCUUUGGGGGACACCUUGACAUUGUCAAAGUUCUCGUUAACGAAGGGGUAGAGGUUGACAAAGCACUCAGAAGCGGGAUGACACCCUUGUGUCUUGCAACAAAAAGAGGCCAUCUGGGUAUUGUCGAGGUCUUACUAAACGUAGGAGCAAGUGUUGAUAACUGUAAUCGAGACGGGUUAACAGCACUCCACAUUGCAUCGUCCAAUGGACACGUUGAAAUAGUUCAUCAUCUUGUUAGGAAAGAGGCCCAGCUUGACAAACGUGACAAAACCGACAAGACACCCUUGUAUUGUGCUUCUCAAAGAGGCCAUUUUGAAGUCGUCGAGUAUAUUGUGGACAAAGGAGCAUGCAUUGAUAUUGGUGAUAAAGAUGGGUUAACAGCUCUUCACAGGGCAUCAUUGGAGGGUCAUCUUGACAUUGUCGAAUACCUUGUUAGGAAAGGAGCACAGCUUGACAAAUGUGACAAACACGACAGGACACCCUUGUUUUCGGCUUCUCAAGAAGGCCAUCUUGAAGUCGUCGAGUAUAUCGUGAACAAAGGAGCAGGCAUUGAUAUUGGUGGUGAAGAUGGGUUUACAGCUCUUCACAGAGCAUCAUUGAAGGGUCAUCUUGAUAUUGUCAAAUCCCUUGUUAGGAAAGGGGCAGCGCUGGAGAGAAUAGCUAAUGAUUACUGGACACCUCUACUCCUGGCUUUAGACGGUGGUCAUCUUGACAUUGCAGAGUACCUUUUGACGGAAGGAGCCAAUAUUAACACGUGUGGUAAAGCUGGAUGUACAGCACUACAUAAUGCAUCACAAACUGGUAAUAUUGAUGCGCUGAAAUUUCUAACCAGUCAAGGAGCAGAGCUGGAUAGGAGCACUGACGAUGGUUGGACCGCACUUAGUUUGGCUUCCUUUGGGGGACACCUUGACAUUGUCAAAGUUCUCGUUAACGAAGGGGUAGAGGUUGACAAAGCACUCAGGAGCGGGAUGACACCCUUGUGUCUUGCAACAAAAAGAGGCCAUCUAGGUAUUGUCGAGGUCUUACUAAACGUAGGAGCAAGUGUUGAUAACUGUAAUCAAGACGGGUUAACAGCACUCCACAUCGCCUCGUCCAAUGGGCACGUUGAAAUAGUUCAUCAUCUUGUUAGGAAAGGGGCCCAGCUUGACAAAUGCGACAAAACCGACAAGACACCCUUGUAUUGUGCUUCUCAAAAAGGCCAUCUUGAAGUCGUCGAGUAUAUUGUGGACAAAGGAGCGGGCAUUGAAAAGGGUGAUAAAGAUGGGUUUACAGCUCUUCACAUUGCAUCAUUCAGGGGUCAUCUUGAUAUUGUCAAAUACCUUACGAGUAAAGGGGCACAGCUUGACAAACGUGACAAAAACGACAAGACACCCUUGUAUUGUGCUUCUCAAAAAGGCCAUCUUGAAGUCGUCGAGUAUAUUGUGGACAAAGGAGCGGGCAUUGAAAAGGGUGAUAAAGAUGGGUUUACAGCUCUUCACAUUGCAUCAUUCAGGGGUCAUCUUGAUAUUGUCAAAUACCUUACGAGUAAAGGGGCACAGCUUGACAAACGUGACAAAAACGACAAGACACCCUUGUAUUGUGCUUCUCAAAAAGGCCAUCUUGAAGUCGUCGAGUAUAUUGUGGACAAAGGAGCGGGCAUUGAAAAGGGUGAUAAAGAUGGGUUUACAGCUCUUCACAUUGCAUCAUUCAGGGGUCAUCUUGAUAUUGUCAAAUACCUUACGAGUAAAGGGGCACAGCUUGACAAACGUGACAAAAACGACAAGACACCCUUGUAUUGUGCUUCUCAAAAAGGCCAUCUUGAAGUCGUCGAGUAUAUUGUGGACAAAGGAGCGGGCAUUGAAAAGGGUGAUAAAGAUGGGUUUACAGCUCUUCACAUUGCAUCAUUCAGGGGUCAUCUUGAUAUUGUCAAAUACCUUACUAGUAAAGGGGCACAGCUUGAUAAAUGUGACAAAGACGUCGGGACACUGUCACACCUUGCUCUUAACCAUCUAGGUAUACAUGACUAUCAUUUGAAUAGAGAAGCAACAAAGAUCGUUAAGCCAUUCAUUGGGUUUGAAGAGGACCACUAUGACUACCUUCGCAGUACUUUUGGUGGUGCUGCUUUCCCUAGCUAUAUGCCCCAAUCCUCGCGACCAUACGAUCCAUAUCUUACCCGUCCACGAGACAGCUCUAUCUCCUCGAGAAAGAGCAUCAAAGAAAAGACAAUGAUUAUAAGUCUCGACGAGUACAGCAUCAAGGUUCUACUUUCACCCGAAGAUCUGGACAAAGCCACAUAUAUCACAGCAGAAGCAUUGCCAAGUAUUCCACCUGACUUAAACCUGGAAAAAGAUGAAGUUGUCAUCUCAGUUGGGCUUAAGCUUUCCCCUCCUGGUCUUCAGUUUAAAACUCCGGUGGAAGUCACGGUCUCACAUAGCGCUAUUUUCACCAACCCAGACAAGGCAGAAAUUGUGCUAUACACCCGAAGGACUGGAUCUGAUGAAUUUUCAAGGAUAGUUCCUGCUUCUGACAAAGCUGCUCGGUGUGUAGUCGCAAAGAAUCACCUUACUCUGUACAUAGACCAUUUCUCAGAAUGGUGGAUUAUCUCCUUAAUCAGGAGAUACUUCAUCGGUAAGCGGCUCAUCUGUACGCCAUACGCUCCCCUGUCAACAUCUAGAGACAUCAUGAACAGCAUCUUGCUCAUCAUUAAAGACGACUUCUGUGGAGUGAAAGAGGAUAUCAUACCAGACUUCAAGGUAGCCUUUCAAAGUGGGCAGUACUGCGUAUAUUGGGGACACGGACCCCUACUAGUCAGACAUCUGGAAAACAAAGACGAAGUUUCGACACUGGAACUUGAAGAAUGUGCUUUCUUUGACAUGAACACCCACAUGAUGCCGUUCAUUCUUCAGCCACGUGAAAAAACAGUUCCCGGAGUUCUCGUCACUCUCAUCUUGAAGCAAAAAAUCACGAAGCAUAUCGCCUUCCAAGUACUAUACAACGAUGUGCCCCAUGUGAAUCCAAUAGCCCAAUCAAAGCCGAUGGGAUCUGCAUCGUCCAAAGGCAAAGCUGAACCAACUGAUGUUGGACGAGGAACAUCCAAAUCAUCUCAGUUCUCCGAAGAGCUGACGAGAAGCGAGCAUCAUCUUGAAACGAUAGUUCCAACAUCACCUGAGCCUGCAGACACAAAGGACGGAAGUCAUACUGAUGUCCUUACAAUACCUAGGCCAUUGACUCCACCAUCGACAGAGUCACCGUCAUGUGAACAUGCCUACCAAGUCAUAGAUGAUUUGGUAACGGAGACAGUAGCAAUUGCUCCAUCGACAUCAUCGACAGUGCCCGUCCGUUCAUUAGAGUCUGUAGCAGAGGGGACAAUGGGAGACUUAGCCCCACCACCAAUUGUGACAAACAUUGUCCAAGAAUUCAUUCCAGGACUUUUAGGAGAUCGAAUUAUGAACCAGCGUUCUGGGAACGUCUAUAUCAACGUCCAAGAGAUGGUCAUCCACAAUCCGCAAGGGAAUAAUCCUCAAGGAAAUAAUCCCCAAGGAAAUACUGUUGCCCCUACCCCUGUUGCUAUUGCUUCCAUAGUACCUCCUAUGCUACAGCAUGAACUGCGUUGUCGGUUGAACAGAGAAAGCCCAGUUUACGAUGACUGGAGGGGUCUUGCCAAUCAGCUUGGACUUCAAGACUACAUACAAUCACUCGAGCAGUGCAAGAAUCCGACUGAAGAACUACUCGUACUUGCUGAGAGUCAAAAGAAGAUUCAGAACCUUGGGGACUUGGCCAAGGCGUUCGAACGCAUGAAUCGUGGGGAUUGCCAAGAGAUCUGCGAGAACUAUGCGUUUGAGGGAACAAAGUCAGCUGGUCCUCGGAAGGAUCAAAUGGAAGAUGAUGACACAGACAGUAGUGAUUACUAGUAGGGAACAGGCUCAAUCUGUUCCAUAUCAAUGAUGGGCCUCUGAAAAAAAACGGAAUCCCAGAAAAUACUGGGCGUGCACUUAAAAUCCGAUCUCAAGUGGGACAUUAAUUAUAACUGUGAUUAAGUUAUGAUAAAACAUCGAUAAUUCUCAGUUU
This is a messenger RNA of Strongylocentrotus purpuratus (purple sea urchin), 5245 nucleotides long. RefSeq names its product serine/threonine-protein phosphatase 6 regulatory ankyrin repeat subunit B-like. Gene Ontology annotation, molecular function: protein binding. The transcript is spliced from 9 exons. The record is from RefSeq and is a predicted model, not a curated record. Gene Ontology annotation, biological process: signal transduction. The coding region runs from base 1 to 5088 and encodes 1695 amino acids. NCBI's taxonomy places the organism in Eukaryota, Metazoa, Echinodermata, Echinoidea, Camarodonta, Strongylocentrotidae. Gene Ontology annotation, cellular component: cytoplasm.